AUGGACUGCGGCCGCACAGCCCUUCCUGAGAUACUGCAGUCCAGUGACCCUGUGCAGACCGCACAAAGUCGACUGCGGCCGCACAGCUCUCCGCCGCGCCCCGCACAAAGUCGGCUGCGGACCGCACUGGCUCCUUCCGCGGUCGCACACGAUUUCUCGUGGACCGCACUAGCGGCCAAUGAAUUGUUCAAAGCACAGGUUCACAUCUACAAACAUGCAUUCGCUUAUUUUAAUUCCAUGGCCUUGAAUUGUGCCAUUCAACUAGGCAUACCAGAUAUUGUACAUAACCACAAAAAACCAAUCACUCUUCCUGAGCUAGUUUCGGCACUCAAACUUCCCUCAUCAAAAUCAAUUGGCAUUCAUCGGCUAAUGCGCCUGUUGGUGCACUCUGGAUUCUUUGCUACAGCAAAGGUCGACGAAAUCUCAGAGACAGAAGGAUAUAUUUUGACAACUCCUUCAAGGCUGCUGCUUAAGAGUGAAUUUCCAAACUUGUCACCUUGCGUUAGAAUAAUGAUUGAUCCUGUCGUUGUCACUCCUUGGCAACUAAUGCUUGAAUGGUUUCACAAUAAGAAUGAAGAAGCCACAGCAUUUGAGACAGCACAUGGGGUACCUAUGUGGGAAUUUUGUGCACAAAAUCCAAGAUUCGACAAAGAUUUCAACGAAGGAAUGGCUAGUGAUUCCCAAAUGAUGAGACUAGUUGUCAAGGAUUGUAAGGAAGUAUUUGAGGGGAUGAACUCAUUGGUUGAUGUUGGAGGGGGCAUUGGGAUUAUAGCUAAGAUAAUCUUGGAGGCAUUUCCUCACUUAAAAUGCACUGUCCUUGAUCUUCCUCAUGUUGUUGCCAACAUGCCACAAAGUGAGAACUUAAGCUAUGUUGGAGGGGAUAUGUUUCAAUCUAUUCCUCCCGCUGAUGCUAUCUUCCUUCAAAAUAUAUUGCAUAGCUCGAGUGAUGAGGAUUGUGUCAAGGUGCUGAAGAAAUACAGAGAAGCAAUUGCAGAAGAUGUUGAAGAGGGGAGAAAAGGGAAGAAGGUCCCUAUCAUUGACAUAGUAUUAGACACAAACGAAGAUGAACCAGACAUGACUCAAGUAAAGCUCAUGAAAGACAUGUUGAUGGUAAUGUUUUUCACUGGAGAAUUGAGAGGUAUGGGUUCAUGUGAUAGCACUUGGAAACCGCAUGUGCGUGUCCGCAGAAGCGAUGGAGGUGCCGCAGAUGCUGCCAAGAAGAAGUUGGGCAAGAUCCGCAGGUGCGAAGAUUUUCCCGUACCUACAAGAGUCGUAGAUGCAG
Molecule: messenger RNA, 1282 nt
Organism: Nicotiana attenuata
Lineage: Eukaryota; Viridiplantae; Streptophyta; Magnoliopsida; Solanales; Solanaceae
Product: trans-resveratrol di-O-methyltransferase-like
Exons: 4
Biological process (GO): methylation
Molecular function (GO): O-methyltransferase activity; S-adenosylmethionine-dependent methyltransferase activity; protein dimerization activity
Source: RefSeq, a predicted model, not a curated record